AGACCUAUCUAUGGCCGUGUUUACAAUUCAUGAAAACAAUAAACAAAACCCUUUAUUGAAACAUUUAUUUGGCAGUGUGUAUUCUCUGGCCUCAAGUUACUGCAUUAGAAAAUAGUGGCACUGUGGUGGCACAUCGUAGCUCUGGAUUGGGUGUUCAGGGCAAGGGGUGACGUCAUUACACUCGGAUAAGGACACGGACCCCCACAGUUUCGGACUGUGCUGACGGCGUGUAACUGUUGUGUUUCAGACUUGUCUCAAACCAUAUUGUUGUUUAUGUUAAAAUCUUAAAAUCGAAUUAUUUCGAAUCUGUGCUGGACACAUUUAUUUGACAAGGAGUAUAGGAAUGAUUUUCUAAAUUUAGGGCUGCGAGUAAUGCUUUUGAUGUCACGAGAUAAUUGUUAGGAUUCGUUGAAAUCAUGUUCGAAAGUAAUAAAACGUUUUCUGGUGAAAAUAAGUCAGAUGAAAUUUUUUUGGUGUUGAAAGAGAAGGUGGAGCGGUUACACCACUACAGUGAUCACUACUUUGAGCAGAAUGCCGCUGCGGACGCCGCUCAGAAGACUGCUGAUGUGGAGGCGAUGUUGGCAGAGACCCUUCGCUUCUUAGACUCAAAGAAAGAGCAGGUGGCGUCGGAGAGGCGCGCGCAGUACCACUACCUGGUGGGCCGUGCUCUGAACGUGCGCCCCCAGCACUGCCCCCAGGCGCAGGCCGCGCUGAGCCGCGCAGUGAAGCUGGACCGGGCGCUGGUGGCCGCCUGGAACGAGCUGGGCGACUGCUACUGGAAGAAGGAUGACGUGAAGGAGGCGAGGGCCUGCUACGAGGGAGCGCUGCAGCAGCAAAGAAACGAGGUGUCUCUGCGGAACCUGUCGAUGGUGGCGCGGCAGGAGAAGCACCCGUCGGCCGAGAAGCGCGCGGAGAGCGUGGAACAGGGCGUGACGUACGCCAAGGAGGCCGUGCAGCUCAACCCCCGGGACGGCCUCUCCUGGCUCGUGCUGGGCAACGCGUACAUCGCGCGCUACUUCACCGUGCAGAACCCAGACACGCUGAAGCUCUGCAUGUCGGCGUACCAGCAUGCCCUGAAGGACCCUGAAGCGGAGUGCCACGCAGACCUCCACUACAACAUGGCUAUCGUGCUGAAGUACCGGGAGCAGUACCAGGGGGCGCUGGGAGCCCUGUCGCGGGCGAGCGCGCUGGACCCCACCUGGCCGCCGCCUCGCCUGCUGGAGGAGCGGCUACUGCAGUACCUGGCGAGGGUGCAGGAGCUGGUGGCGCUGAGGGGCCGCCUGCGCGCCAGGAGACUGGCCCAGCUGCUGCAGGCACUGGAUGACCAGCAGCCGGAGACACGCCCCUUGGCCAGCCUGCAGGAGGGAGCCAACCCCGCGGCCGUGGUGCUCGGAACAGUGGCGUGCAGUGUUCACACCGAGGAUGGAGUGCCUUUCACGUUCUGCCUGGUGGACCGUGCCGGGACGUGCGUGGCCGUGACGCUGUACAACCUGGCCGCAGGGAAGGGAGUCAUCAUCGGAGACUCCGUGGCCAUCCCACAACCCUUCCUCAGCCACAUCAGCCUCUCCUACAAGGGCAAGCAGUACCAGUUUGACUCGAUACGUGUGGAGACGCCCUCGAAGCUGAAGGUGAACGGCCGAGUGCUGGGACGAGACAAGCUGGCGAGCGUGCAGCUGUCCUCCUCCAAGUUGGCCAGCUGAGUCCUGCUGCUCUGCUGCUCUUACUGUCGAGCAAUCAACUCACUGCCCAACAAGUAUAAUAAAAUCAUAAUUUGUUUGUUACUUUUUUACAACUUAGCUCAGUGCUAAUUCACAGUUUCAUACACAUGUUGUAGGAGCAGCGGUCAGGGAGAACUUGCAGAUGGACGGGGUAGCAGUCCGGCUUCUUCCUCCUAUAACUCUGCACUCUCUCGUUCUGGCAUCUCUCUCCUCCAGGAAUCCUGUUCUGUAGUCUUACCAAGACCUUUGCAUUCUGUUCCAUAUGUCCUACCCACAUAGAUCAUGUGCCGACAGUUUUUCUCCAUCUGGCUGUAGCUCUUCCUUUUUUUCUCUUUCAGCAUCCAGAAGUAAUGCCCGUCAUGUGUGUGAUAGAAUACUCUUCCACAAAAUGGGCCAUUUAAAAGUCCAUUGAUGUCAAUUAGUGUCAAUUUAUGCUUUUCGGGGGAACAAAGGAAAAAGUGUACAUUGUGGGAAAGUAUAACUUGAGGGAAAACUUCAAAACUCAUCUGAUACAUAUGUACUUCAUUUCUUGUAUGUAUUCCUUUUCACCGCACGAGGAAGAAAAAGGGGAAGGAGUGGGUGUACCUAAUGCAUCCAAACCCUUGCCCCAUCGGUUGCGUACAUAACAAUAACAAUUCUGAUAGGCCUAUCACCUGCAUGCUAAUGUUGUGAAUUAAAUCCUUGUCAACUUAGACAUCAGCUGAACCAUAACUAUAUUUUGGCAUUAACUACAUCAUUUAGACAUGUUACAUUCUGUUCACUUUCAUAUUUAAUUUCAAAAUUAAAUAGAAUUCUUGAGCCACAAGCACAAGAUGAACAAUUAUUAGCUGAUUACAGUCUACAAAUUACAAAUAACUUGAUUAAGCAUUGUUAUACAAAAACGGGUAGCAUUAAUGUUCAAAGAUAAAGCAUAAUCCAGACAAUCCAGAGGUGAUAAUGCAAUAAAAGUAUUUGUGAGCAAACUUUGUGAAGUGCUAGAUGAUUAGCACUCAGAAAACAAUUUUCAAAACUUAAAUAAUGCUUAUUAGUGUUGGGCCGAUUCCUAAAAUAUACCGAUUCCGAUUCCAUUUUCGAUUCUUAAAUUAAAGGGUCGAUUCUUCUAAUCCGAUU
Messenger RNA from Bacillus rossius redtenbacheri, 2828 nucleotides. Its product is annotated as tetratricopeptide repeat protein 5-like. Bases 417 to 1700 code for a protein of 427 amino acids. Gene Ontology annotation, molecular function: protein binding. The transcript has 9 exons. NCBI's taxonomy places the organism in Eukaryota, Metazoa, Arthropoda, Insecta, Phasmatodea, Bacillidae. The record is from RefSeq and is a predicted model, not a curated record.